AUGAUUAUAUUUCAUAGGAAACCAUUACAAACACAGCCAUCAAUACUUGGAAAAAAAAUCUUAGCAAGGGCAAAACUGGAAACGCGAAGAGUUUCUUGCGAAAAGACGAAACGAACCGUAGUGCAACGUUGCCCUAGAAACCUCUUAAACCAUAAAACCAAAGGCGGUGAUCAAAUAAUCAAACAAGAUCCGACGGUCCACUUUUCUCAAGCAACCCUUUAUAUUCAUCUUCAUAGCAAAUACGCUGCUACGUUCGCUCUCGCGCCUCUUCUCCAGGAGUUUCUAGGGUUUCUGAGCAUCUCUUUCAUAUCGAUCAAAAUGGUUCUUCAAAACGACAUCGACUUGCUUAAUCCACCAGCUGAGUUGGAGAAGAGGAAGCACAAGCUUAAGCGCCUUGUUCAGUCUCCCAACUCGUUCUUCAUGGAUGUCAAGUGCCAGGGUUGCUUUAACAUAACAACCGUGUUUAGUCAUUCACAGACAGUUGUGGUGUGUGGGAACUGCCAGACGGUUUUGUGCCAACCAACAGGUGGGCGUGCGAGGCUUACAGAGGGUUGCUCAUUCAGAAAAAAGGGUGACUAAGGCUGAGAUUCUUUACCCAUUGUGUUGAUUGUUAAUUCCGUUAUCUGGUAGAGUUCCGAAUUGUGGGAUAUCAUCAUCAUCAUCAUCGUAGUUAUCAUGGUCAUGGCUUCAACCAAGGAAUUGGCAGCACCUUUUUUUUCCUUUUUGGUUUUGAAUUUGGUUUAAAUUUUAAUUUUGAUGUGUAAUUUUGUUUAGACAUGUUUUGGAGCCGUCUACAUCAAUAUACUAGGAUUGCUAAAAUUAUAUUUGUUGUGUUUGGCCUCA
Molecule: messenger RNA, 843 nt
Organism: Mangifera indica (mango)
Lineage: Eukaryota; Viridiplantae; Streptophyta; Magnoliopsida; Sapindales; Anacardiaceae
Exons: 3
Coding region: 1-579 (192 amino acids)
Biological process (GO): translation; ribosomal small subunit assembly
Cellular component (GO): ribosome; cytosolic small ribosomal subunit
Molecular function (GO): structural constituent of ribosome; RNA binding
Source: RefSeq, a predicted model, not a curated record